UGCUGCCGAGCUCUUGUAUCUGAGGAGUGGCAGACACUGGGCAAAAGCAGGAGAGAGGGGGAUAACGACUGCACACAUUACCAAGGAGAGGGGUAGAUUACAUGCUCUUUGCUGACUGAGGAAAAACUGACACAAUGACCCUGGCAGCAUAUCGAGAGAAACUGAAGGAGCUCCCUCUAGUGUCCCUCUUCUGUUCCUGCAUCAAUGCAAAUGUAGCUGACAAGCAAACGUACAAGGCUGAAGAUGCAGUAGACCUCAACUGGUGUGAGAUCAAGGACGUGGAGGUGAUCGAGUUAAAUAAGCAAGCAUCAGGCCAGGCAUUUGAGGUGAUCCUAAAGCCCCCUUCAUUCGACGGCGUGCCUGAGCUAAACACCUUCAUGCCACAACGCAAGGACCCCUCCCUGGAGGAGAUCCAGAAGAAGCUGGAGGCUGCUGAGGAGAGACGAAAGUUCCAGGAAGCAGAGCUGCUAAAACACCUGGCUGAGAAGAGAGAGCACGAGAGGGAGGUCAUCCAGAAGGCAUUUGAGGAAAACAACAACUUCAUCAAGAAUGCUAAAGAAAAGCUGGAACAAAAGAUGGAAAUCAACAAAGAAAAUCGUGAGGCCCUGCUGGCUGCCAUGCUGGAGAGGCUUCAAGAAAAGGACAAGCAUGCAGAGGAAGUGAGGAAGAAUAAAGAGCUGAAGGAGGAGGCGUGCCGAUAGAGUGGUGUGUGGAAGAGUGGACUGUUUUGGUUAGAAUUAAAUAACAUAAAAAAGUAAUAAUAAUUUAAGUGUAAAAAAUAAAUGUAAAAAAUCUCAUUUAAACAAUGGAGGUGAUUGAUGUCGCAAUUGGAAAUUUGAUAACGCCGUGGUUUUAAUUAUGUCAAAACUAAUGAUGUCAAAAAAUUUGCCAAAAAAAUUGUGGUUUUCUUUGAUGGCAAUGCAAGGUGCACCAAAGUUCUAGAGUCAACAUCUAGGGGGUAGGACUGCAGGGACCCCUAAGAAAGUUGCUUUGUUUAUACUGGGCUAAUGAUAUAAGUAGAAUGAAAGAAAUACCAGUAGAUAGAUAUAUAGAUAGCAAGAUACUUACAUUAGCACUUAUUUAGCACAUUAGCAAACCUGUAGUAUAGAUGAAUUAAUCCAAGACAACCUGACACUGCAUCCCAUAAAAAUGCUUUUUUCUAAAAAUUACAAUAAAAGCUGUGCAUGUUUAUUCACAGAUCAUUCAGUAUAGGAGAACAUAAGCCUAAUUCUUCUAAUUGUUUUCGUCAUCUAAAAACGCAUUUUUAUACAAUUUAAUGAUUAAAUUAAACGUCCAUGUGAGUUAUAAUGAAUUUAGUCUGAACCAACACUUUAAGCACAGUUUAAAAGCACAUACAGCUGCAGGACAUUUUUAUAUCAUGCUUAAUUUACAUCUAUAAUGACGUACUGAGAGCAGAUCACUGCAUGUCAACACUGUAGAGCAGGGACAACGUGAAAAAUUAGGAUAGGCCAAACGUUUUGAAACAAAGUAGCAGUUACAGAGGCUGCCCUGCCAUUAGAUGGGUACGGUGCACUUUGUUUUGGCAUGUUACCGUUUCCUUCGUAAUAUCUGUGUUCAUGCAACCGACUAAUAACAGUGAUAAUAAAGAGAACGCUAGGUUGUCAAUGUGUUGUGAUGAAGACUGAUGUGAAUUGUUUAGGAGACAUACUUGGAUGCCAUUUGCUGUUUUGUGGUUGCUCUAAAGAUUAUCCUGAAUAUGACUUGGCAUGGUGGUCAGUAAAUGCUUCUCUUUACUAAACAA
Messenger RNA from Trichomycterus rosablanca, 1762 nucleotides. RefSeq names its product stathmin-like 4 (gene stmn4). Lineage: Eukaryota; Metazoa; Chordata; Actinopteri; Siluriformes; Trichomycteridae. The record is from RefSeq and is a predicted model, not a curated record. Gene Ontology annotation, molecular function: tubulin binding. Gene Ontology annotation, cellular component: cytoplasm; neuron projection. Gene Ontology annotation, biological process: microtubule depolymerization; neuron projection development; regulation of microtubule polymerization or depolymerization. The coding region runs from base 135 to 701 and encodes 188 amino acids. The transcript has 6 exons.